Messenger RNA from Acromyrmex echinatior (Panamanian leafcutter ant), 2621 nucleotides. RefSeq names its product alkaline phosphatase. The record is from RefSeq and is a predicted model, not a curated record. Gene Ontology annotation, biological process: dephosphorylation. Gene Ontology annotation, molecular function: alkaline phosphatase activity. NCBI's taxonomy places the organism in Eukaryota, Metazoa, Arthropoda, Insecta, Hymenoptera, Formicidae.
AUUACGAUUACGUACAGAAAAGGUGAAACGAAUACGAUGGAUGGUGAGUUCUGUAAAGAAACACGAGAGUGACCGGAUAAAAUUAAAGGCGAGUACGGGAUGGUGAAAUUUUGAACGCAGCUCGAAGAGGGUAAUACAGUGAGAUAAGAGUACUCUGAUUUUGUGAGUGCGCCGUUGCUCGAAUCGGUAAUUUUCACGGUGAAUCUCGGUUCGCCUAGCGAAGGAACUGUAAAAAAGGGUAUGAGGAAGAAGCGUACGGAUAACACGUAGCGAUUGGCCCCUUCUCGUUUCGGAGAUGCGGCGCUAUCCACUGCAUAUCAACGUCGCCCUCACCGUCGUGUUACUGGCGAUGUGUGCAACCGUCGUGCGGGCCGGCAAACGAGAGAGGGAAGUCUGGUAUGAAACGGCAACGCGGGCGAUCGAGACGCGGAUCAGGGAGGCAGCGAGCACCAGCGUCAGCGGCACGACGCCGCCGACCGGGAUGGCACGUGGUGUCGUCCUCUUCGUCGGCGACGGCAUGGGGAUGAGUACCCUCACAGCGGCGAGGAUUCUCGCAGGUCAGCGUCACGGAAACCCGGGUGAAGAGACGCAACUCGCGUGGGAGAGCUUCCCAGCAGUAGCGUUGGCGCGGACGUACAACAUGGAUGCCCAAGUUGGCGAAUCGUCGGCCUGCGCGACGGCAUUGCUCUGCGGAGUUAAAGCUAAUUACGAGACUGUUGGUCUGGAUUCAUCGGCACGUUUCGAGGACUGUUACUCUAGUUUCGAAGCACGCGUUCCUUCGCUUAUUAAUUGGGCUCAGGAUCAAGGCAAAUCGACGGGGUUGGUUACAACCACCAGGGUUACACACGCGACACCAGCGGCUCUUUAUGCACACGCGGCCAGCCGUUACUGGGAGGACGACGGCAAAGUGCCACCUGCUGCACGUACCUCUUGCAAAGACAUUGCGCGUCAGCUGCUUGAGGAUGAGCCUGGCUGUAACAUUACUGUGAUACUUGGUGGUGGGAGACGUCAUUUUGUACCGAAGGUGACUUUGGACCCCGAAGAGCCGGAAAAAGAAGGCAGGCGAUUGGACGGUAGAAAUCUUAUUGAAGAAUGGUCCAGGAAUCAUCGUAAAAGAAACAUAGCCGCGAAAUACGUCGCCAAUAAGGAACAGUUUGAAAAGGUGGACACACGAAGAGUAAAUCGUUUAUUAGGACUCUUCGCCUAUUCUCACAUGGACUUCAACGUCGACCGGAACACGAACGACACCGGCGAUCCUUCUCUAGCAGAGAUGGCGAUUAAGGCGCUUCGGAUACUGGCGAACAAUCCCGAGGGAUACUUCCUCUUCGUGGAGGGUGGAAGAAUCGACCAUGCUCACCAUUACAACAACGCUUAUCGUGCCCUGGACGAAACUCUAGCGCUGGAGGAAGCCGUUGAGGCAGUUAUGAAGGAGGUCGAUCUCACGGAAACACUCCUUGUGGUAACAGCGGAUCACUCGCACGUAUUAACCCUUGGUGGACUGGCAACACUUCGUGGGAAUCCCAUAUUCGGCUCCGACAGCAAGGUGUCGGACGUUGACGGACAGCCCUACACAACGUUGCUCUACAGCAACGGUCCGGGUUACAUACAUCCGCGGAAUAUUCUACGGGAAGCUGGGAAAGAUUCCAUUCAGACGGCAGGCGUGCCGAGGGCGUGGGCGACGCACGGGGGUGAGGACGUGCCGGUGUUCGCCGUUGGGCCCCUCGCGAACGCCCUGUUCUCCGGUAGCGUCGAUCAGAGUUACAUCCCGCACGCGAUCGCCUAUGCUGCCUGCCUGGCCCAUCAUGCCAGCCGUUGCUCCCGGGAUUCUACGAACAACGCGAAUGCCAGCGACACAAUGAACGCCGCACCGAUAAGCUGUCCCUCGGCAGAGCCGAACAGCGCGGCGAUAUCCAGCGACGUAAUGAAUGACCGCAUGCGAAAUCCACCCACAAAAUCCGCCGGUGGUCCCUGCCGUUCAUUGGCUGGCAGCCCUUCGCUGCUGCUGAUGCUGUUGCUGCUGUUGCUGCUGCUGGCGCCAUUGAUGCCUCUGAUACCCGUCGUUCUGCUGAUUCCCCGGUGUCCCUUCGAAAGGACGAGUUAAUGCGCUCCUUUCUUCCGUGUCCGAGGAGGAGAGCGGUCUCCUGUGUGACGUCAGCGGUACAUGACAGCGUGGAGAAGCCACUGAAACGCCGACGUGGAGUAACGGUCGAUGGAGCGACCGCAGUGUAAAUUUGACAGGACGCGGAUCUUCGAGAGUGGCUUACUCCGAACGAGUAGUGAUCGCAUCUCUCAGUGAACCGUUAAAUGGAUGGUUUGCUCAACAUCCAUACGCUGCGAGGGUCACUGAGUGUUGAUGCAGCGCAGUGUAACGUCAUGGUACAGCGCGGAGAGUCCUUGGAAAGGCUUUCCGAGAGCGACUUAAUAGGAAGGAUCCGUCACGAGAGUUUGCCCGAAGAAAAGUGUAUUUGCAUCUCUUUACGUAAGAAUCGGCUGACAAAUUGACCAAUUUAUGUACGAUACGCCGCGUAACAUCGGUGAGGUAAACGACGCGCGUGGCGUAUCACUUCUUAAAGUUCUUAGUUCUCUCAUGCAUUUUUAAUCUCAUACCUCUGAACAUUGCA